Messenger RNA from Euleptes europaea (tarantolino), 766 nucleotides. It is a transcript of the gene MRPL21, whose product is annotated as mitochondrial ribosomal protein L21. Bases 1 to 591 code for a protein of 196 amino acids. The record is from RefSeq and is a predicted model, not a curated record. Gene Ontology annotation, cellular component: ribosome; mitochondrial large ribosomal subunit. Gene Ontology annotation, molecular function: structural constituent of ribosome. The transcript is spliced from 7 exons. NCBI's taxonomy places the organism in Eukaryota, Metazoa, Chordata, Lepidosauria, Squamata, Sphaerodactylidae.
AUGGCGGCAUGCUGCGGGCGCGCUUGGAGCCGAGCGGGGACAGGUGAGGCCGCGGGGACAGCCUCUCUGUUGUGGUCUGCAACCCGAAAAAGUUCACAGAGCGCUUCAAUACAGCGAAGAGUCCUUCCAAAAACAUCUUUAUCUGCACCUCCAUGGCCUGAAAUCAGACUGCCAGAUCGAGCUGAAGAGGCAAAGCACCACAGAGAGAUUGUGCAGAAAGUGAAUGAACAAAUUGCUGACAGACAAUAUGGAAGGCUAUUUGCAGUUGUUCACUUUGCCAGCAGACAAUGGAAAGUAACAAAUGAAGACUUGAUUUUAAUUGAAGGCCGCAUACCAGCUGAAUGUGGAGACAGAAUCCGAAUGGAGAAGGUAUUGCUGGUCGGUGCAGAAGAUUUCACUCUCCUUGGGAGGCCACUUCUGGGAAAAGAUGUGGUCCGCGUGGAAGCUACUGUUCUUGAAAAGACAGAAUCUUGGCCAAAAAUUAAUAUGGUGUUUAAUCGAAAAUGCCAUAUCCAGAGGAAGAAAAUUAUGAUUAUGCCACAGACUGUCCUCAGGAUAAACACCAUUGAAAUUGCUCCUGUCCUGUCCUGAUGAAUUAUUGGGCUUGGUUUAUUCGUUAGAGCUCUAGGCAGUAUGAAAAUGAAAGAUGUUUCUGUUGCAUUCUGUCAUUACCUCUACUAGAAAUCUAUUAGUAAAUAAAACUCCUGUCCCAACAUUAUUCCUCAUUUGGUGGUGAUGAUUAUGUAACUGCGCUCAUAAAAUUGUU